Molecule: messenger RNA, 484 nt
Organism: Enhydra lutris kenyoni (northern sea otter)
Lineage: Eukaryota; Metazoa; Chordata; Mammalia; Carnivora; Mustelidae
Product: chromosome unknown C10orf105 homolog
Exons: 2
Coding region: 1-372 (123 amino acids)
Source: RefSeq, a predicted model, not a curated record
AUGAGCACACAGGGUCCCAGCCCCCUGGCCUUCCUCACAGCUCCUGUCACUCCGGGCAGCAGCACAGAGGCAGCAGACUCCCUCCCCAUGCUCAUCGCCCUCGCCUGCAUCUUCCUCCUGCUGGCCAGCUGUUUGCUGUUCAUGACCCUCUGCAAACCGGCAGCGCUGGACCCGAUGCAGCGCCGGGCUCGGGAGUGCAUGCCCCACCACCCUGGGAGUCCCAGCGAGCCCCAGCUCCGGCUCUGGAAGCGCCUGGGCUCUCUGCGCCGCUCCCUGCACAGCUUCCGCAGGGGCAGGCCCGCUCCCCGACGCCCCCUGCCGGGUUGCAAUGACAGCCGGGACUGUGACUGCGCGGAAUCCACCAAAAUGUGACCAGGUGCCAAAGCCAAGUGUGGAUUCCAAUGGGAGUUGCUAAAUGGCCAAGUGUUCCCUCCAGGCAAGCAAAAUACUCAGCCCACAUGGGGGGCAAGGUACUGUUUUUCUC